This is a messenger RNA of Bradysia coprophila, 1065 nucleotides long. RefSeq names its product serine/threonine/tyrosine-interacting protein-like. Gene Ontology annotation, molecular function: F-box domain binding. Gene Ontology annotation, biological process: negative regulation of protein binding; negative regulation of SCF-dependent proteasomal ubiquitin-dependent catabolic process; regulation of ERK1 and ERK2 cascade. Gene Ontology annotation, cellular component: nucleoplasm; cytoplasm. The record is from RefSeq and is a predicted model, not a curated record. Lineage: Eukaryota; Metazoa; Arthropoda; Insecta; Diptera; Sciaridae.
AUGUCAAAAUAUUUUUCAAUAUUGCUAUCACUAUAUCCGAUGUCCCCAAAAAAUUCAUAAUUUAAAAUCAAUCGAAUGGCAAAUAAGUAAAAUAAAUCGCUUCAAUCACACACAUGGACAUUAACCGAGUUCACCAAUCAUAAUUUUAUCAUGGAAAUGGAACAGAUUUUUCCUGGCAUUUAUCUCACACUAUGCGAAGAUAAAUGGACAACCGAAAAAUUGCGAACACAUGGAUUCACACACAUCAUCCGCAUCGAUAAACACAUCAAAACCAGUCACACUACCGAUCGCAAUGCAUCCAGUGACAAUAAAACAGUGUCACAGUCGUUACUGGAUCGCGACCAUUUAUCACCGCUGGACGGUUUCGAAACAUUGGAUUUGAAUUUUGGUGAAACUUCCUAUUUAACAACGGUACUUCCGAAUUGCUACAAGGGUGUUCGAUUUAUUGACAGCGCACUGAAAAACGGCGGGAGAGUGUUGAUUGUGGAUAGAAUUACCAAUGAGAAAUGCAUUACCGUGGUGGUUGGGUUUUUGAUGUACAAGGACAAUUUGAAAUUUAGCACUGCCUUCAAUUUGGUUAAACAAAUUCAUCCGAACAUUGAACUGGAUCGGUAUUAUGUGAACCAAAUGUACGAAUACGAACCGAUUUUACAAGUUCAGCGUACGUUAAAUCUAUAUGGAACGAGUUGUUCGCGUGAGCUACGGAGCAGUAUGCAUAAACGGAAAAUAUCCGAUGAUAUGCAACCGUCAGCCUACGAUGAUAAAUGGAAUAGUUUAAGCUUUGAUAGUUCGGACACAUUAAUGGAGUAAGUGGUGGUGGUUGGAGGUAAAUUUUGCUAAGUUUUUUUUUUCUUUUAUUUUCUUAUUUUUCUAAUUUAGAAACUUAGGCUUAAAACAGUGAAUCGAAAUUAUAUUUUGAUUUUGGUUCAAAUUUUUAUGUGAAGAAGUUGGAACAUCGAAUUGCAAUGUCUUAGAAAAUCCGGAAGGCUCAGUACUUCUGUACAGCUCAAAAUAUUUAUCUCUUGUAUAGACAGACAUUCGUUCCAAGUUCCAAACCGACCUCGC